Molecule: messenger RNA, 1915 nt
Organism: Annulohypoxylon truncatum
Lineage: Eukaryota; Fungi; Ascomycota; Sordariomycetes; Xylariales; Hypoxylaceae
Exons: 1
Coding region: 285-1751 (488 amino acids)
Source: RefSeq, a predicted model, not a curated record
UUCACUACCAAUCAUCCUCGUCAAAUAUCUUGUAUGGAUAUGACAUACCAUACAAAUAAUUAGUGCAAAAAUCAUGCGUAUAAACUAACGACUUAGUAUUCAUCCAUAUCUUAAUCCCGUGUUUGAAGGCUGCCGUCUCAAGGUAUAUACCUAUGUACCUAGUAUUCAAUGAAUUCAGUCAAAUUAUCAAUCCCGACGCCUCAAACUCUCACCGAGCCGACUCACUUAAUCAAGACAUGAUUACACGCCUGAGGAGAAAUAGUCUGCAUUGAAUAUGGUCCAAUAUGCAGAAAUCAAACUUACGCCGGCUCUCAACGCCUACUCAACCGCUGUCACGCCAACCAUCUAACCUAUAUAGAUCACAUCCCGAUGGAUACUCACAACGAUUUGCGCCCCUUCCAGCAACUCAUGGUUAUCAUCCGCAGACAAUAUGGGUUCCGGACUACCGCCCACCACCAGGAGGUCCUCGUGCUGUACCUAUGCGGAUGCAGCGUCUCACUAUGAACCAGACUGAUACGCGUCCUAUGCCUAUUCCCUCGAUGCAGCUCGCAUCAGACCGGCCAUAUUCGGUUCCUAAUUAUCACAGUAGUCGUACAUCAAAGGGCGAUGAUGACAGCUUCGCUCGUCCACCAAGACCUGCCUCCACGUCAGAGGUAGACGACAUUGACAAAUUGGUUCCACGCCGUCAACUCCCGUUCCUAAAUCGCAGCCCUGCCCAAGGUGUUGAAAAUGGUUCCCUGGCCACACACGGAAGUAACCCAGGCGACCCAGGAUCUCGCUCCGGAAUACCAAAAACUACACGUCGGGUUGCCAAGCGUGGUUCUAAAAUUUCAACAUCUGAUGACAACGCGGGAAAUGGUAGUCAUUCCGAAUUCGAUUUAGCUCCUGAGCAAGGCUCAAGCCGCCUAACAGGAAGUCAGAAACGUGGGAAUGAUCAUACCACAGAGGAGCCUAAUACCUCGAAGAGGAUCAAAAUCAAUGUGAUCCGAGGUCAAUCCCAAACCCCCACCGUCCCAGAGAUUUCUAAUCAGACAUACCCAAAUACUCGUCUACGGGCCCAACUCGGUAGGAACAACUACGAAACGGAUGUUACCAUUGAAAAGAAAACCAGCCAGAACAUCGAAGUCGAUGAUGAUGAGACUCAAGGCUCGGAAAGCGAAGAUGAUGCUACUGGAACCAUACUAACAUCGAAGAGAUUAGGGCAAGUCGGAGUAGGUGAAUUGGACCCGUACGAUAUUAUGGAUAGGGGUAGCCCGCUUGAAGUUUCUCAAGAUGCCAGAGGAUCUAGCAAGAAGCGAGCACCCAUCAAUAUCGAGGAGACUGACACCCCAAAUGAUGUUCUCAGCAGCUCUAGUGCAACACACCGAGAACCAAAUACCAACAGCCAGCGUGGACGAUAUGCCAACGCCUCCUCUCAGUAUGACAUGCCAUCUGAAGAAGCGUCCAGAGCAAAACAUGUAAAACCGGAGAGCAAAGCCACGGAAUAUCACCAAUCCGCUUCGACUAUCGGAAAUGCCCCCAGCACUCAGGACGGAAGAGAAGGUAAAGUCACCGAAGAGACCCUAGACGUCCGCCUCUCGAGAAUCGAGAAAGCCAUCCGCGUCCAAGAAGAAGAGGGAAUAUCCGAAUUCAUCGAGGCAAAGCUUAGUACGGGAGAUCUGAACACUCUAGGGACCCUUACGAACGAGAUAUUGCUAGCACUGGUCGUGCCUGACGAUGAACUUCUAGAGCAGGUGAUUAAGAUCAUGUAAGUGAAUUGAAAGUGUAGGAUGAGUUUGGCAUCUGGGAGCAUUAUCUGUGGAUUAUGCCCUACUGUCUAUCAUUGUCUUUGAGAAUUAUCAAAAACAUUUGCUUUUCAGCUAUAGCUAGAUAGAUAUUUAGGUAGACAAUACGAUCUUAGUCUUUCCCUCUAUUA